Molecule: messenger RNA, 1161 nt
Organism: Trypanosoma grayi
Lineage: Eukaryota; Euglenozoa; Kinetoplastea; Trypanosomatida; Trypanosomatidae
Product: putative leucine-richprotein
Exons: 1
Coding region: 1-1161 (386 amino acids)
Biological process (GO): nucleocytoplasmic transport; activation of GTPase activity
Cellular component (GO): nucleus; cytosol; perinuclear region of cytoplasm
Molecular function (GO): GTPase activator activity; small GTPase binding
Source: RefSeq, a predicted model, not a curated record
AUGGACUCACCUAAAGGCUCCAGUGGGACCAUAGAGUCCGAGGAGCUCCUUCCUCUGGAGGCGUAUGAAGAAGAGGCACCGACAAAAACCAAAAAGCAACUCAUUGAAGAACAACUACAGGAAUUGUAUGAGUAUACUUUUGCCAUCCCUGAGCGUCCAGAAGAUGACCCCUCUGGGAAAUCAGCGUUCUUGUAUAGGUGUCAACAACUGCAUAAGGAUUCAUUCAUGAAAUUUCCUAUUCAAAGUAUCGCACGUAGACUUUGCGAAGGAAGCGAAUCACUCGACCUGAACUUCUUCCCCCUCGGAAAAAAGGGUAGUGCUGCACUGGCAGCUGCCCUGCGAGUAAAUCCCUACAUCAAGAACCUUUCACUGGUUGGGUGUCACAUCACACCAGCAGGUGGGAUGGAAAUAGCCCAGGCUCUUUCUGAAAUGCGGAAUGUUACAACACUCGAUCUCAGCCAGAAUAUGCUGGGCGCGCGUGAUCCAGGUGAUGAUGUUCGGGGAGGUGCUGUAGUCUUGGAGCUUAUUAAACCCGGUAAUGUGCUGAAAACACUCUCAUUACGUGACAACGGGCUAAGUGACCAACACACAAGCGACUUUGUUGAAGCAGCUGUAGACAACACGGAGCUGAAUUGCCUUGAUCUGAGUUUUAAUCGAAUUGGUUAUCUUGGUGCGAUGGAUCUGGCUCAGAUUCUCUCUCGCAACGCCGACCUUCGAGAGGUGAAUUUGGAGUGGAAUCAAUUCCAAACUAUGGGAAGUCGUCACAUUCUUGGUGAGGGACUACUGCUGAAUAACACAAUCAAGCGAUUCAACCUGAGUUCGGAUGGCUUGGACGACGCGUGUGCGCAGCUAGUGGGGCGCAUCAUUGGUGAGAAUGCCAUCGAGGAGAUUGUCAUCGCACACAACAGAAUUGGACCUGUUGGUGCGGAGUUUAUUGCAAAGGGCCUAUUGGUGACAUCAGCACUGACCACGCUUGUUUUAGACGAUAACCCUCUUCAGAGUGAAGGCUGUUUGGCGCUUCUUCGCGUUGCUGCAGAGGCCAGUACUCUUAAGCAUCUCAGUUUGCAACAGUGUCGGUGCGGUGCGGAGACUGUACAAGAGGCGGGAAAAGUGACCACGGAGGUCCGGCAGGACUUGGUCAUUCAGAUAUCUGAAGGGUGA